CAUCUCAUCUUCCAUACAAUAUUGAAAACAUCAUUAUGAGGGAAACUCUCUGUGCUAUGCUUGUUCUAGUUGCUGUAUUGUUCUUUGGAGCUGCAGAGUUUUGUUCCGGUCGGAACACAAGCUUUAGCUGUAUAGAAAAGGAGAGAGAAGCCCUCUUGAAGUUCAAACUUUGUUUCCAUGAUCCAUCGCAUAUGUUGUCUUCUUGGAAAGGCAAUGACUGUUGUGAAUGGAAAGGAGUAGGCUGUGAUAAAAAUAACAGAUAUGUUGUCUCGCUUCAACUCAAGGGAUCGGUAUUCGCUAAUCAACGACCUCAAUUGUACUUGAUUGAGGAUGUAGAGGAGGUUGGUUCAAGUUUGCUCAAGCUGAGAUACUUGGAACACCUGGACUUGAGCAACAAUAAUUUCAGUGGUAAUCUUAUUCCGCCCUCCUUUGGUUUGAUGAAGCAGCUAAGAUACCUAAAGCUCUCUUGCGCGCAGUUUAGAGGAAGAAUUCCUGGUGAACUUGGAAAUCUUACAAGGCUUCGUGUCCUUGAUCUUUCUCAAUAUUAUUAUCGGGGAUUGAAGGUUGAUGAUGACAUUCAGUGGAUUUCUCAUCUCUCCUCUUUGCAACAACUUGAUAUGAGUGGAGUAAAUCUAAGCCAUGCCUCAUCAAACUUGUUCCAGGUACUUGGCAUGCUUUCUUCAUUAUCAUGGUUGAGUCUGUCAGAUUGUAGUCUAAAAAAUUCUCACCUACCAUCUCACAACCACCUUAAUUUUACAUUGCUUGGAAAUAUUCAACACCUUGAUAUGUCAUAUAACUCUUUUCAUGGUCCAAUACCUAUUUUUCUCCAAAACAUGACUUCAUUGACAUUUCUUGAUAUGAGCGGAGUAAAUCUAAGCCUUACAUCAUCAAACUUGUUUCAAGUACUUGGCAUGCUUUCUUCACUAUCAUGGUUAAGUUUGUUGAGUUGUAGUCUCAAAAAUUGUCACUUGCCAUCUUACAACCAUCCCUUUAAUUUUACAUUGCUUGGCAAUAUUCAACACUUAGAUCUUUCAGCUAACUUUUUCCAAGGUCCAAUACCUAUAUUUCUCCAAAACAUGACUUCCUUGAUACUUCUUUAUCUUUCUGAAAAUCAAUUGAGUGGGAGUAUUCCAGAUAGUAUCGGACAACUUUCUAAGUUAGAGAGCAUAGAUCUCUCUUUCAAUCAAUUGAGUGGGAGUAUUCCAGAUAGUAUCGAGCAACUUUCUAAGUUAGAGAGAAUGGAUCUCUCUGGGAAUCAGUUGAGGAGUAUUCCAGAUAGCAUCGGGCAACUUUCUAACAUGUCUCUCUCUGGGAAUCAGUUGAGGAGUAUUCCAGAUAGCAUCGGGAAACUUUCUAAGUUAGAGAGCAUGUCUCUCUUUGGGAAUCAGUUGAGGAGUAUUCCAGAUAGCAUCAGGCAACUUUCUAAGUUAGAGAGCAUAGAUCUUUCUAGUAAUCAAUUUGGAAUAGGAUUUCCUAAAUGGCGUCAAUUACCAAAGAUAAUAAAAAUGGUUGGUCUCUCUAAUGCUAGCAUCUCAGGUCCUCUUCCAGAAAACAUAGGUCAUAUGAUGCCAAUGUUGGAGAGCCUAUAUCUUGAAAACAACCUCAUGAAUGGUUCAAUUCCAAAGUCACUAUGCAAUUUAAAAUAUUUGAAAACACUUGAUCUCUCAAACAAUAUGUUAUCUGGAAAUAUUCCAAAGUCGCUAUGCAAUUCAGAAUCUUUGGGAUAUCUUGAUCUCUCAAAUAAUAUGUUAUCUGGAAGUAUUCCUAAUUGUUGGAGAAAUGAUCAAUCGUUCAUUUUUAUUGAUCUAUCGUCUAACAAUCUCUCGGGUUUAUUUCCGAGUAAAAUGGUGCAGCUUUCUUCUUUAAGUGUACUGCACUUGAACAACAAUAGUCUACAUAAGGGACUACAUGUGGCAUUGAAAAUUUUCGCUUCUUUAGUGGUUUUGGAUUUGGGUGAAAAUAAAUUUUCUGGAAAUUUAACAAGCAUGGUAGGAGGGGAGAUCAGCAACCACUCUUUAAAGGUUCUCCGACUGCGAAAAAAUUUGGUUUCCGGUUAUAUUCCUUUGGAACUAUGCUCUCUUUCUCAAAUGCAAAUUCUGGAUCUUGCAGAUAACAAUUUGAUAGGAAGGAUUCCUCCUUGUUUUGGAAAGUUUCCGAUUAUGGUGAACGCAACACAAUUGAUCUAUGACAUAGUUAGUGAAUAUUGGUAUGAGGCACCUUUGAUGGAGGUUGUGAAAGGGAGAUACCUUGAGUAUAAAAGAAAAACUCUGAGACUCGAGAUUAAUAUAGAUCUUUCAAGUAACAAUCUAAUAGGAUCUAUACCAGAGGAGCUAACAUUCCUCAAGGAUUUGCACAAUUUGAAUCUGUCUUGGAAUCAUCUCUCAGGAAAGAUCCCUGAGAAAAUUGGACAAAUGGAAAAUUUGGAAUCUCUUGAUUUCUCCAAGAAUGGCCUUUCAGGAAUGAUCCCAAACAGCAUGUCAAGUUUAACCAAGUUAAGCUACCUCAACUUGUCCUACAACAACUUAUCAGGGCCAAUUCCAACAGGCUAUCAGCUCCAAACACUCGAAGAUCCAACCAUGUAUGUUGGCAAUCCUCAACUCUGUGGAGCUCCACUCUUGAACAAAUGCUCAAAUGAUACACUACCUCCGACAACUGCCAACUUCAAGGACAAUGAUGAAAGUGCACUUAAAAGAAUGUGGUUUUACAUUGUCAUGUUGUUAGGCUUUGCAACUGGAUUCUGGGGAGUCGUGGGAACUUUGAUUUUUGUAAAAAAUUGGAGAUAUGCUUAUUUUCAAUGGAUGGAUGAUGUCCAACACUGGAUACUUGGGAUUAUAACAUUGAAGGUGGCACAAUUCAAGAAGAUGUUCAAUGGCAACCAAGAUGAUCAGUGAGUUGUAUAUGGAGGAUGUUGUUGUUGCUACAUUUAUUAUUAAGUUAGUUGGACAACCCUAUGUUGCAAGGUAUAGUGUCAAGUCCAACUUUGAAUGGCCCAACAUUGAAUUGGUCAAUUUUAAAUGAACACAUAUGUAUUAGAGUUUGUAAAGUCUUCAAUAAUAUAACAUAGGCUGUAGU
Molecule: messenger RNA, 3072 nt
Organism: Rubroshorea leprosula
Lineage: Eukaryota; Viridiplantae; Streptophyta; Magnoliopsida; Malvales; Dipterocarpaceae
Source: the annotation of a GenBank genome assembly